Messenger RNA from Bombus pyrosoma, 7305 nucleotides. It is a transcript of the gene wech, whose product is annotated as E3 ubiquitin-protein ligase TRIM71. Gene Ontology annotation, biological process: protein polyubiquitination; proteasome-mediated ubiquitin-dependent protein catabolic process. Bases 1066 to 3366 code for a protein of 766 amino acids. The record is from RefSeq and is a predicted model, not a curated record. NCBI's taxonomy places the organism in Eukaryota, Metazoa, Arthropoda, Insecta, Hymenoptera, Apidae. The transcript is spliced from 10 exons. Gene Ontology annotation, molecular function: ubiquitin protein ligase activity; protein binding.
GGAAAUAAUUUCUUUGCACGAAGUACCAAGCAGUUCCUUUACAUUAUGAGACAAAGGCGUCAAUUUUCUUUUCUUCUAUCAUGAUACGUCAAACGUUGGCAAUAUAUACUUUGACGCUGGAAAGCGUUAUCGUCAAAUUAAACUGGCGAACGAACGAAUUCGCCAAUGAGAAAGGACAUAAUAAGCUACUUACGUAAAUGGGAACCGUGAAUUUUAACAUGAAGGAUAUCUGUACUUACUGAAUCCCGAUCGCUCCGAUACGACCCAGAUCCUAUAAAUGAUACAUCCUGUACUGGUCAUAUCAAAGGAGAAAAGAGGGGAGUGUGUGAUAAAGCUCGACGAAGGGAGGAGACAGGAUGUUCUCGAUCGUUAAAGCGCCACAGCGCCCCGCCACGUGAUCCUCACGCCCAAGAUUAUUCUACGGUUAUCAAUAACUGGUAUUCUCAUAAAGAGUAUAAGAUACUGAAAAAUUAAUUUCAUAAAAUAAACUCCUAUCAGUAAGAAGAAAUUUAGUGAAAUACAUCAAAGAACUGUAACUGUAGAUGUCUAUCACAUCGUUUAUUUAUUUAACUCCUCGCCAAGAGGGACCGAAAAUGAUAUAUAUUACAAAUAGCUCUAGCAAGCAUGAUUCACAACAAAUCGAUUGCCUUGUGCAAAUAAAAUGUCCACAUGGACCUAACGGCACCAACUUUAGGAUCAUAACUUAUCAUCGGUUUUCGUCAUUUGACGAGAACAAUAGUUAUAUAAAAAUCGUGAAGAAUCGGAGAUGACACCUGUUUCUCCACAGAAUGGAGAACCUGAUUUGUCUGAUCAAGCCUACCUUGGUUGAAGGUCGCCGUUGGAGGGAUAUAAAUAAAAGUAGAGUGGAUGUAUGAUUGUGAUUGUGUAGCUGGACUCCCCUCGCAUUGAGCGGCGGGCUCCAUUCAUGAUUUCCCCGCGCACGCGUCCUAUCAUCCCUUGACAUGGAAAACUCUUCCGCCGAGUAUAUAGGUGCUGGACUACGUAGCUGCAUGUACACGUACGCUCUGGAGGAGGUGGCUACGAUUAAACCGUCUGCGUCCUGGAAUGCCGCUACAGCGCGGUAGAGAAUCAGUUGCUACUUCUUGUUUCAUCUUGGCCUUCUACGGACAACUUCUUCUUAGCAAAGGUAUAGUUAUCACGACCAGACAACAAUUCCAUAUUGAAUUUCCCGAAGCGUUUCAAUUACACAGCUACAGCACCAUGGAUUACAAUCAUAAUUCUAGAUCAAAUUACUAUUUUCAUACUCCAAACAACUUUCCACGAAAUUUCACAGGAUUGGAAGAUCAGAAUGCAGAACUUCUUAGGUUGACCAAUGCAUACCAGUGGCCGGUUAACGCAUCCGGUUAUUCUAGCACAAGUCCACCAGGCACUAAUGCAUCGUCCCCAAACAGUGUGAUCUCUCCACGCGGUUACACUGCAUCCCCAGAAAAUAAUCACAUGGAUUCAUUGAUUAACACUUUACUACAAGUCUGUAGCGAUAAUUUGACUGCACCAACUUCCCGCAGAGUUCAAUUAUCACAAGCUAACAGUAGAUGCAGAAAUUGUACUGACAUACCUUGCGAUAGGUGCUCUAGGCGUCAGCAUUUGAAUCCUUCGGACGCAGGCAACGGGGGCGAACAUGCCCUGAUGCAAGAUAUAUCGGAAAUACUAGACCCUGCAAUCAUUAAUCUAAAUUUUCAUUCUUCACGAACGCCAUUUUACUGUGAUAUUCACCGUGAUGGUCAGAAAUUUUGUCAAACUUGUUGCACGCCUAUUUGUACUACUUGUGGAUUCCAACUUCAUCACAACCAUGUUACAGUUGAUUUGAACGAUACCAUUGAACUAGCUUGCGUUCAAGCGGAUCAAGUACUGAAAGAAACUAGGCUUGGAAUUUCGGCCCUCAGGGAUGAAUUAGAUGACGUGCAAAUAGCGGCAGAAAUGUUAGAACAGAAAGCAAGACAAGCAGCUGCAGAUUUGACGAUAUGCAUGAAAAGAAUAAUUGCCACUUUAGAGAUAAGAGAAAGAGAGCUGUUAAAUAGAAUCGAAAAAGCCAGAACUCAAAAACAUGCUGCGCUACAGCAAAGAGACGAUGGGAUCAGAAAUGGAAUAAUCCGACUAACUCGAGCUGCUGAUAAACUUAAUGAAGUUAUAGAGAAUAGAAAUGUUAUUAAAAAUCCAUUGAGUCUAACGCUUACCAAAGAUAUGGUUUCGGCUGAGGUUUUCCAAAUACGUCAGACCUAUCGAAAUCUUCCAUCUCAUGAAGAAAACUGGAUCUCUUUCAAUAGUUCAGAGACAAAUAUAAUGGGCGCUAUAGCGAAUUUUGGAAACAUUAUAGUGAAUAAUCCGGGAUCUAUAGGCGAUCGACGAGCUAUGAGAAACAGUGAAAAUGCGUCAGCUCUGUUGGAAUAUAGAUUCUCUUUUUUAUCAAUUUCAUCAAUUCCACCAAUUGAAGAAAAACCAGCUGCUUUAAAUAAGUACCCUGUCGUAGUUAAAUUAAAUCAAAGUUCUGAUGCGUCAGUGAAACCUAUAAAAAUAAUUGGAAACACCAGUAAUAUUGAUGAUAAUUUGUGCCGACCAUGGGGCGUAGCAUGCGAUAGAGAAGGACAUCUGAUCGUUGCAGAUAGAUCAAACAAUCGUAUUCAAAUAUAUAGUCAAGAUGGUUCCUUGUUAAGAAGAUUUGGUUCAUAUGGUACCGGACCAGGACACUUUGAUCGUCCGGCUGGCGUAGCCGUCGAUUUACGUCACCGUAUAAUUGUAGCUGACAAAGAUAAUCAUCGUAUACAGAUUUUCACGAUGGAAGGCCUAUUUCUUCUAUGUUUCGGCGAAAAAGGCAGCCGCUGUGGUCAAUUCAAUUAUCCAUGGGAUGUGGCUGUGAACUCCGAAUGCCAGAUAGUCGUGUCCGACACUAGAAAUCAUCGCGUCCAAUUAUUCAGUGCUGAGGGCAUUUUCCUACGAAAAUACGGCUACGAGGCCUCGCCGAAUAUGUGGAAGCAUUUUGAUUCACCGCGCGGCGUUGCUUUCAAUCCCGAAGGCAAGGUCGUUACCACUGAUUUCAAUAAUCACAGAGUAGUGAUCAUCGAUGCUGAUUUCGUAAACGCUCAUAUUUUCGAGUGCAAGGGCACUGGUAGCAACAAACAGUUCCUGAGACCACAAGGUCUGGCGAUUGACGACGAAGGAAACAUUAUCAUAGCUGACUCUAGAAACCAUCGAAUACAGAUAUUCGACUCGUCUGGUAUAUUGAUAAGGCGAUUCGGCAGCUACGGUAAGGGCGAUGAAGAAAUGGACAGACCAUCAGGUAUAUCUUUAUGCCCCGACGGUAGAAUCGCUGUCGUAGAUUUUGGUAACAAUCGUCUCCUUCUUAUUUAAACGACCAAUCGGUUCUAGGAAUAGGAAAGGGGAUGGUGGAAAGAAGGCGGUAGUAAAAAUAAGAUUUUAUAUAUGGGGGAUAAAGAAAAAAAAAAAAAAAUUACGCGACACAAAAAUUGCGAACACAACUGUUGUUCUGUAUUUUAGAAGUAAGCGUGUGACGCUAUAGUCAGACAAAGCAUUAUUAAAGCCAUAUUUUCCUACUGAUUAUAUAUUUUAUGAAAAUCCGUAUAGAUUCUUUUCGAAACUUCGGAUUGUAUAUGUGCCAAAUACACAAGUACAAAAAAAGAAAAUUAAAAACUUAGAAAGAAACUUUCAGAACUUUUCGUUCUGAAACCAUAUCGCUAUGGAUGUUCUCAUCUGUGGUGAAUAAAUGCAGAACGUAGAAAUAACGUUUCUCUAUAGAUGUUCCUUUUGGAGAGGAAUAUUAUUCUUACGUAUUUACCGUUGUCUGCGAAUUUAUGGAUAACAACAGAAAACGAAAAAUGUCGCAGUGAUUAAUGAGUAUAGUUACGGCAAUAAUAAUUUCUUUGCAAUAAAAUAUUAGGAAAUUUAAAUUUUUAUAAACGAAAAAGUUUUGUGAUAUAAAAUGCUGGUCAUUUGAAAUUUGAAUUUUUUAAUUUUAUAAACGGUAGCGUUGUUUUAUAAUUUAUUUUUACUCGUAAACGAAUUUUAACAGAAAUUAAAUUGUUCAUCCAUUCUUUCGGUGGAAAUAUUUAUUAUCAGAUCGGAUCGGAAGUUUGAGAGUAACACAAGUGGUACAACUAUAUAUACAAGUAUACUAUAUGUACUUGUAUACUAAGUAUACAAGUGAUAUAACUAUAUAUAUAUAUAUAAAGAAAAUAGUUGUCAUUUCCAUUGAAAAUGUAACUAUUUUCUCUGGUGUAGUAGAUAUUUCGUAACAAAGAGACAGAAAUUCUACUUCUACAGCUUGCAUUAGCUUUACUUUCGAAAUUUUCCGCCAUCCAUAAUGUUUUUUUUUUAAAAAAAAAAUCAUUAUUAUAUAACGAUAGAAUAUUGAAUUGACCAGCUCUGAAAAUUCAGAAAAUUGUUCAAAUUAGUGAUAACCUUCUCAUGUUGAUUAGGCAAGAAUAUAUAAAUGCAAUUUCGAGUGAGUAUAUUUAUGAAGGAUCAUUGUGAUUAAAAAAAAGUUUUUAUCGGUGUGUAUAAUUAAGGCGGAAUAAUGGAAUGCACUAAGGUAAAAGUUAGAUAUAUACAGCGAAUGGUAUGGACAGAAUUGCAAAGGAAGUAUUUACAUAAAAAAAGAGUGAGAAUAUAUCGUCUCUUAACGAUGCUACAGUUAUCAAACAAAUACAAAAAAUCAAUGUCGUAGUAAUAUUUCGGACAUAUCAUACAUCGAAGACAUUUUUUUGUAUUAGCAUCAUCGUAUUAGUAUCUAUAGACUAGUAAUGAUUAUCACUAUUAUUUUGUUCAUGAUUAUUGGCAUAUGAUUAAUUCCAUCUACCAUUCUCAUCGACUUUCUUUUGCAUUCACAUUCGUGACUAGUAACAUCAUUACUGUUAUUUUAAUUAUCCUAAUUGAUAUCACAAUUGUGAAAAAUUAAUACAAGACGGUAUUUGUUGUAAGAUACGAAUUUUAUAUAAUGUAUAAGAAUUCAAUGUCUCAAUAGUCAGUCUUCAAUGAAUGUGAGGAUAUUUAAUUUAAUUUGACUUUAAUGAAGCUCAUGAAGGCAUUAGUUACAUUUGUACUCUGUAAGACUGAAAUAAGACUGACUUGAUAGAUGUCAAAUUUUGUUCCUAAUUCAUUUUUUUUCUUAUACAGAAACUUUAAAAAAGAAUUUGUUUGAAUACCUAUUUUAGUGUUUACAACUACAGUUGACGAAUUUUUAAACAGAACAAUUUUAUUGGCCUAUACGUAGUACAUCAAAUUUUAUUUAUAUUUUCCCUCGAUUUCGUCCUUCUUGGUGGUAAGAUAGUGAUAUAUUACCAAAUAACCGACUUAUAUUAACGUAAUAGUUUACACAGUUAGCAAUUAAUCAAAUAUUAGUUGUUCUAGGAACUUAUGUUCAAAGAAUACAUAAUCUCUCAAUUGCUUUGUGUAGAAACGUCUUUACAAAACUAAUUGAACUACUUGAAAAUGGAAACAAGGGAGAAAUAUUAAGGAGGAUAAAGACUAUUUUAACCAAUCGGCACGCUAAACAUGUUCAAAAGCAGCAAUUCAACAUUAAUAUUGUCGAAGAGGUUUCUACACACGAAAUAUGAUUUACCAAAAGAAGUUUUUACAAGAAGUAAUUUCUUCAUAUUAAAGAACCUCUAGCGUUAGAGUAUAUGGCAAUAAUGUUAUCCCUGGUAUAGAAUAAUUUUAUUAGCAAAAUAUUCUUAUGUAAUUCAUGUUUAUCCCAAUGCUGGGUUAAGAGACAAAGAUUAAGUUAGAUUUUAAAUAUGUACCAUCCUGCUCAAUUACUACAUACAUACAUUUAACUAAUCAGGGACAGUAGUAAGUUACAACACAGAAUAUUUUCGAUUGAGUAUUUCUCAAAAGAGACGUGAUUUAAUAUGGCUUCUAGCAUGAGAGCAAAGCAGAGAAUAAUUGUCCAGUGUUGCACGUCCAUUUAAAAAAAAGAAAAUUCAUGAAUAAGUUUGUUUAUUCUUCUAUAAGAUAUUUGAUUAACGGAAAUGUUUUGUUAUAGUUAUACUGCAACAGAAUGAUGCUGCUACGAAUAUUGUAUACACAUUGCACUAUAAUACGCAUGUAUGAAACUAUAUUCGAUAAACAGAAAAUAUAGUAGAUAUAUACCAGAUAUAUGUGUAUAUACGUAUAUAUAUGUAUAUAUACAUAUACCUGGUACAUAUACCAAACAACGUAAAAGUAUUACAAAACUUGCAUACAAGAUAAUUUACAAACGCUAUAAUAUUAUCCAGGAAAUGAGAUAUUUCUGUGACAAAAAGAAAAAAGAAAUGAAUUGAAUUGAUUCUUGGUAUUUUUUUAGACUGCUGAACUUUUUAUGAACAGUUUGCUGUCAAAAUUUGAACAUGUUGCAUGCUCGAUAUGCUAUAAAAAGUUGACAUGUUUGCGAGGCAAAUAUAUCUUUUCUGACAUGAGAUAUUAUUAUAUAAUCAUGUUAAAAGAAAAUAAUAAUCAAAAUUACAGAUUAUUGUGAACGCAGAUCGAAAUUUUUUUCGAAAAUUUAUAAAAGAUUCUGUACUAUUACAAGACAUUUUUUACGACAUAAAAGAUAAAAGAUGUUUAGAAACAGAUAUACUGUUUCUUUUUAAUUAUAUAUUACACGUUGAGGUGGCGUAAUAACCAAAAAAAAAAAAAAAAAAGAAAGAAAAAGAAAAAAAAAAAUUAAGAGAAUUGUUCACAUUACGCUUAAUAUCUUUUAGUAUAGUUCUAUAAUCUAAAGACUAAAGUAUUUGUUAUAAAUUUGUUAAAUUGAUCCAAAUGCAGGGCGUUGAUUACAAGCUCAUGUAUCAGGUCAAGCUUAUGUUAGUUUUGAUCUAGUCAUGCAAUAGCAAAUUUAUAAUUAAUGCUAAUUAAUUUUCAAGCAGUUUGCAGCGGUGUGAUCACCGUUAUGUUAUUGACUAGCAACAGUCCAAUUUCGGUCCAAUCUUUUUUUAAUAAGAAAAGAUGAAAAUUGGAGAAUGCGUGUGUUUUAGUAUUUUACGUUUUUCAUUUAUAGAACAGAGAAUCAGUGCUCUCCUUAAGAAAUAUAAAAGAGAGGACUUAAUUAUAUUUAGAGGAAAUUAGUUAUUUAAGUUAAAAAUCGAGAGCAAGAAAGUUGCUCUUUGAAAUGUUAACACUUUCGCUGUGAAGGACGUGCAUACACGACCUUAGGUACGAUCAUUUGUUAAAAUUCUAAGUGUGUAUCCUACAUAAUAUAAAAUUUUCAUUCUUUUUGUAUGAAAUAUUUUUGAUUCCAAGAGUACCGCAGCCGAAGGAUUAACAUAGUGUUAAUAAAUAUGUCCAAACGAAUUU